CCUGAGUCACCUGACGUGUCAUUCACAUGACCUGCGCUAAUAGGCAACUGAGAUAACGAUGAUCUUCGGCAGAACCUCAGAACCACCAAUCUCCACCAACUCCACUGUGCCCAUGGGUGAUCAGCUUUCCCCCUGGAGUGAAGAUGGGAGGAUCAUGUUCAUCAUGUUCCUCUACUCAGGCCUGUGUGGGGGUCUGACCGCUCUGGUCUGGGCUGGCUGGGCCGUCCAUCAGCGGCGACGACGUUCCGGAGGAAAACAUUCGCCCCUUAUUCUCGCCCUCCUCGUCAACGACGCCCUCGAGCUGCUUUUGACCCCCGCUGCGGUCAUCGCCGUGGCGACUGCACCCUGUAGGAACAGUCUUGAUAACGUCCUCUCAGUGUUUCUCAUCGCGAGGCUUGGCGGUCUGAGCCUUCACCAGCUGGUGGCGCUAGAGGGCACUGCGUGGUUGACGCACCCCGAGGGUGCCGCUGUGCUCUCCUCUCUGCCGUGCGCUCUCACGCUCAUUUCCAGUGUGCUCCUCCCCACCACUCUCGCCAUCGUCUUCUCCUCAAACUAUAACAACUUACUGAUGUGCGUGCUACUACUAGCAGGACCAGCAGGGGGUGCUGUUUCUAUGUUUGUGUUGAUCCUUUCAGCAAAAGACCCCUCAGACUCAAAAAGGCCCUUCCUGCUCCCCCCAAGACGAGGGAGAGCAGAGAGGCUGGUAAUGUCUGUGUCCUUGAUCACCUUCCUUGGCCUGUACUGCCCAUACUUCCUGACCAUUGCUGUCUCAUCCACAAGAUUCUCCGUCUUGCCUUUGUGGUCUGGGCGUCACACUAUGUGGGAGACCACAUGCUGCUCGCUCAUGAGCUUGCGGCUGGUGACUGACCCGUUGCUGUGCAUGCUGGUCUGCAGGCUUGCCAAACCGUAG
Messenger RNA from Sardina pilchardus (European sardine), 910 nucleotides. RefSeq lists its product as uncharacterized. The record is from RefSeq and is a predicted model, not a curated record. Lineage: Eukaryota; Metazoa; Chordata; Actinopteri; Clupeiformes; Clupeidae. The transcript is spliced from 2 exons. Bases 59 to 910 code for a protein of 283 amino acids.